AUGCAUAUGCUGACAGCCCAGUGCCGCGCGUUGAGCAACGCUGGCCUUUCAGAAGUACUGUACUACCCCGAGGACGAUGAGUACGCCUCGACACUCAGCUCCUACUAUUCUGCCGACGUUCAGGACAUCAAGCCUCGGUGCGUCUUGCAACCGCACUCGACAGCACAAGUGUCGACAGCGCUCAAAGCUCUGAGCGAAGAAGACGGAAAGUGCUGGCUCGUUGGAAUCCGCAGUGGCGGCCACUCACCUUUCCCGUCCAACAACGUCAAACAAGGCGUCACCAUCGAUCUUGGCGCUUUAGAUGAAGUACACUAUGCCCCAGGACCGAAUGGAACCGCUGAGGAUGGCACUGUUGUCGUGGGAAGCGGUGCUCGUUGGGGCGAGGUGUACGCCAAACUUGAACCACAGGGUGCAAUGACAACUGGUGGGAGAGAAGGCCAUGUCGGCGUUGGUGGUUUCCUGCUCGGUGGUGGUUUCUCGUGGUAUUCUGGAAAGCUCGGUAUGUCUGCGGAUAAUGUCGUGAGCUAUGAGGUUGUCCUGGCUGAUGGCACUGUCGUGACGGCAGAUGCUUCAGAAAAUGCUGAUCUCUUCAAGGCCUUGAAGGGUGGUAUGAAUAACAUUGGUGUCGUGACACACUUCAAGCUCAAGACGUUCGCCUCACACAAUCUCUUUGGCGGUGUCAUGGCAUUCCCGAUAGCUCAAGCUCCAGCCAUUGCGGACAGAUUUGUCGGCAUGGUCGACAACAGCCACGUGAACCCAGCAGAGACGGGCUUUGUCUCGUACUCCUGGACACCGGCGACAGGUUCGUCUGUGGCUUUCAUCACUGUGAACACGAACGAUGUCAAGAACUCCUCCUCGUUUCAAGGACUUGAGGACUUGGGUCCUCUGGUCGAUCUCCGCAUGUCGCAGCCCGUCUCGGGAAUUGCACUGCAACUGCAAGGCACUCUCGGACUAUACAAUAUCUGGUUCACCCUCACGUUCCAAAACACAGUCGACAUGGGCCGCAAGUUCCUAGAGGUCUUCAACUCUCUCAUCGCCGACAUCCAAGGCGACAUUGACGAGUCCGUCAAUAUCAUCUUCGUCAUGACGCCUUUGCCGACUACAUACAAGAAGGGCGGUGACAACAUCCUCGGCCUGAACGAGAACCUCACCAAGAACUCCAUCGUAGUACAGUUCGAAGCGCUGAUGCCUUCGGACAAGUACAAAACUUUCUUGACGAGCAAGCUGCGCGAUGCCACCGCCGGGGUCCAGGCCUAUGCGGAGAAGACAGGGCAAGACAACAAGUGGCUCUACGUCAACUAUGCAAACCGCGAGCAGGACGCUUUGGGUACAUAUGGGGAGGAGAAUCUUGACUUUCUUGAGAGGGUGGCCAAGAAGUACGAUCCCGAGGGCUUCUUCCAGGAUAGGGUCACUGGCGGGUUCAAAAUCACAAGACGUAGCUAA
Molecule: messenger RNA, 1443 nt
Organism: Emericellopsis atlantica
Lineage: Eukaryota; Fungi; Ascomycota; Sordariomycetes; Hypocreales; Bionectriaceae
Product: FAD binding domain-containing protein
Exons: 4
Coding region: 1-1443 (480 amino acids)
Molecular function (GO): FAD binding
Source: RefSeq, a predicted model, not a curated record